GGCGAAGAUUAUCGUGUGCGAAACUACAAAUGCACAUUUGAUAUCCAUCGGUAGCAGCUGCUCUGCUUCGGAAUUUAUAUCUGCCCAUCUGGGCUUCCCUUUGUCUUUCUGCUCCAUCUGCUAUUCUGCUUCACAUGGGAAAAUCGAGCAGCCAGAAGAUUGGUGGCGGCGAUCAAAGCCGUCACAACGACGACGGCGAUGAAGAACUUGCUCUGACUCUGACCCGACCCACCAAGAAGCAGAAGAAACCAGAAAUCACUGCUUAUGAUCAUCUUCCAACUCUUCCCACUAAACUUCCCAACUGGUUCCCCCACGAGUACAUGCCCCCUCCAUUCCCCGCUUCUUCUUCCUCCUCCUCGGAGUUGAUUCUCUUCAGCAGCAGCAGCAGCAUCGGCGACGGCGCUUCCGGUCCAGACGAUUUCGCGGAACUAACCAAGUACGACGUGUUCAUCAGUUUCAGAGGAAUCGACGUUCGAAACUCCUUCCUCAACCAUCUCUACUCUCACCUGAAAAUUUACAAGCGAUUGGCGGUGUACAAAGACGAUGUGGAUCUGGAAAGAGGAGAGCAGAUCUCGCCCUCGCUCUUGCAGGCAAUCGAGAGAUCCGAUGUUUAUGUGGUGAUUAUCUCCCCGAAUUAUGCCGAUUCCCCAUGGUGCUUGGAGGAGCUUGAGAAGAUUCUCGAGUCUAGGAAACUGUACGGGCGGAGGGUUAUACCUGUUUUCUACGGCGUUGAUCCUUCUGCCGUUGGUAACCAGAAAUUGCCCUCUACUGCUGGGAAGAUUCAGAGAUGGGAAGCUGCAUUGAGCGAGGUUGCCGGCCUCUCUGGAUUUGAUUCCAAGGUUAUCAGCCCUGAAACUAAACUCAUCGAUGAAAUCAGCAAGGCCGUAUUUCAGGCAAUCCGCGGCAGUAGCCAGAUGGUGAAGUUCUCGUCAUAUUCGGCUAGCAGAGGCUUGGUUGGAGUGGACAGGAGGCUAAAACAAGUCCAACGGUUGUUGUGCUCCGAUGAUCAUAAGGGCAAUUGGACGAUAGGCCUGUGGGGAAUGGCCGGCAGUGGGAAGACUGCUCUUGCUAAGGCUUUCUUCGAUUUAUUCUCCUCUCAAUUCGAGGCUUCCUACUUCUUCUGCAAUUUCUCGGACGCAAUCGCUAGUGGGGUAACUCGACAACCAUUUGGUAAUCUGCAAAAUGAAUUCUUUUCAAGACUGUUGGGCGAUCACGGAGUUGGUGGAACAUUAUCCUAUGAUUUGACACUCCGUCGCCUUAGUCGUAUGAAGGCUUUGGUUGUGAUCGACGAUGUGGGCGACGACGUGGGUUACAUUGGACCCCUGAAAGAUUUGUUAAACGGGCAGUAUAGUGAUUUGUUUGGUUCGGGCAGUAUAGUGGUCAUGACAAGCAGGAACCAGCAACUUCUCAAGAGCGUGUGUCAUACUGUAUAUGAAGUUGAGGGUCUGGGUGAUGAAGAAACUUGGCAACUUUUCUGCUUGCAUGCCUUCAGGGAGAAAAGCGUUCGAACUGAAUAUCUGCAGAUGAUCUGGAGAGCAAUACGCUACGUGAGCGGAAAUCCAUUGGCAACUACUAUCUUGGGCGCGCACUUGUAUGGCAGGGAUCUCAAGUUUUGGGAUCGUGAGCUGCAUGCUUUGCAGAAUAAUUCACCCAACUCAGUGGUUCAGAAUGUCUUGAAAAGGAGCUACGACGGGUUAAGUCGAGCAGAGAAAGAUAUAUUUCUUGAUCUUGCAUGCUUUUAUGAUUAUUGGCGUACGCAAAACUUGGAGAUCAUUGAGGAGAUGUUUUCAGAAGGUGGGAGGAUGAACCUCAUUACUAACCUAGUUGAUAAGUCUCUUAUACGUAUUAUUCCUUUAGGUGAGAGCUCCAUAGAAAUGAAUCCUCUGCUACGAGACCUUGGUUGCAGCAUUGUCAAUGAAGAACGUCAAAUUGGAAAUCGUUCGAGGUUGUGGAAACUUGAAGAUGUGUCUUACCUCUUCCAGCAAAACAAGGGUACUCAAUCACUUGAAGGUAUUUUUUGUAAACAUUUCUACCAGAAACCACAUGGCAUAUGCACACAAUCUGACGCUUUUGAGAAGAUGGAAAAUCUCAGAUUUCUUGUGAUUGAUGGUGAUGCUAGCAACCUAAUUCUACCAGACGAGGGGUUGAAAUGUCUGCCAAAUGCGUUAAGAAUUCUUAAGUGGCGCUCAUUUUCUUCAAAAUAUUUGGCAUCCCAAUUCUCUGCUGAAAAUCUUGUCACCCUUGAUAUGUGGGACAGCAAGAUUGAGCAACUUUGGGAAGAUGAUGAACUUGACGUGGAUUUGGGGAAUUUGCAAUUCCUUUCUCUUUUGGGAUCCAAGAACCUGAGGAAGUUGCCUAAUCUCUCCACUGCUAAAAGACUCAAAGUAAUUAAUCUCUCUGUGUGUACGAGCUUAGUUGAGCUUCCAACAUCAAUUUUGGAUCUUCCUGAGUUGGAAUACCUCUAUGUGAGUGGCUGCAGCAGCUUAAAGUGGGAUAACUUGGAAGGCUAUGCAAACAGCAGCAGUAGUAAUUCUGACGUCUUACCCAGCCUUAAAAGCUUUGCCCUCAGUCAUAAGGUCCCUAGUUUCAUCAUGCGCUUGCAGAUUCUGAAACUGGAGUGCCAUAAGUGUACAACGUUGACUGAAUUUCCGGCCAUCCCAAGCCUCAAGGAACUAACCUUGACUGGUAGUUUGAUCGAAGAGUUGGUUGGGUUGGAGAAGUUGACAGAGAUGAAGGGCCUCAGACUUUCAGGAAACGAGCAACUUGUUAUUCUCAGCUCUGGUGACUUGUCCAAGUUGAAAUCUCUCGAAGAGAUUCGUCUGGAUGGUUGUAGCAAGCUGUCCCGACUUCCUGAAAGCAUUGGCAAACUAAUACAUCUGGGAAGUCUUGAUAUAAGUCGCACAGCUGUGAGAGAGCUGCCGUCCUCCAUUGGAGAUCUCACACAACUGUAUAAAUUGCUCCUCAAGGGUUGUAAGAGCCUAGUAUGCCUUCCUGACACCAUGCACAAACUAUCUAGAUUGGAUAGUCUCGUUCUGGUUGGUUGUGAUCAGCUAAGGCAUAUACCAGGCCUUCCUUCAUCCUUGAAAAUUUUGGAUGCACAUGGCUGCAGGUCGCUUCAAACCUUGUCAAUUGGCAGUGUUGAGAAAUAUGACUUCACAAGUAUGAAGUGGUGCUUUGCCCAGUGCUGGCGCCUGGAUCCAGGAUUAUGUAGUAAGCUUGUGGAUAAGUUCGCCCGAGAUUCAGUUCGGAUCUUCGGCCACUCGAGCCUCAUACUCCCGGCAAAAUGGGGCUGUGGAGAAGGAAGCAUAACGGGAUCCAAUUAUGAUAGUUUUAACAACACAAGGGCUACAGCAAGGUUGCGUGGACAACCAUGGGAGUUGAAGUCAACCAUUUUCUGUGCCCUACUCAGUUCCCCUGACCCCGCUCUUAAUAAUCAGGGCUACGAGUUCCGUGUUAUCGUGAAGAUGAACAAUACAGACAAAGCUGGGGACACAGAAAUGGUGAGUGACUGCCUGUGGAGACCUUUCCAAAGAUAUGAAGAUCGGGGGGAGGAGGAGGAGGAGGAGAGUCCCUCAAAUGAUCACUUCUUAGUCUGGUCUAUUCGUGGACCACUUGUCGAAGGGAAAACUGUGGAUGAUGGUUCCGAGGUUGAAUUCAUUUUUCGAGACAGUUACAAGACCAAGGGUGGAUCCAGGACACUCAACUUGAUCAAGAACUGUCGGGUUAUCCCUGUUUACAGCAACAGAGUUGUGAGAACCGAAAACGUAAACGAAGAUGAAGAUGAAGAUGAAGAUGAAGAUGAAGAUGAUGAUGACGACGAGGAGUCUCCAAACGAGCUCCAUGGAUUAUAUGAUCAGUUGUGCUCCAGUGGGAACUGAAGCAUACAACUUGGAUUUGACGAAUUGCAUAGCCUGAUUCCCAUGUUUGCGGCAUAUGUGUGCUUUCUCUGGUGAGAACUGAGAUAUCAGAAGCCUGUGGAUGGUCAAUGGCUGCAUCUGGAGUGGUCAACGUACCUCCUUGUCAGCUUGGGAUGUUUCCUGCUCCUAUUAGUAAGGGAAUUUUGCCAAAAAUACGUUCGAGACUUCCUUUCCGUUUCUGUAUUCCUCAAAGAAGAAAAGGAUGAUCAAUCAGCCAUUUCUGUAUAUGUUCUAUUUAUGUAGAAUCAUAUUGUGUGAUUGCAACAGGGUGACAAAGCAGAACUUAAAACCCUGCUGCCUGCAGUAGCCGGGCAAGAAAGAUUCUCAAGUUACGAACGGUGUCGUUUGGACCCUCUACAAAGUUGCAAGCAACAGGCCUAAUUCCACUGGUCUGCUUGUAUAGUCCAUUCCUCUUGGCCCAAUCGAAUUACCCGAGUAUGACAAUCAUUCUUCACCUUUACCUUGUUGAUUCUGCAAACUGGAUUUUUCCCCUUCUCAUUUCAAAAUUGAGAUUAACAAUCAGUUGUUCUAGCUAAUUAGAUCUAUUCU
Messenger RNA from Linum tenue, 4466 nucleotides. Lineage: Eukaryota; Viridiplantae; Streptophyta; Magnoliopsida; Malpighiales; Linaceae. The record is from the annotation of a GenBank genome assembly.